GCAACGCAACAGUGCUACCAACUGCGCCACUGUGCAGCCUUUAUCCACAAUGUAUUCUAUAAUAAUAAUAAUAGUAUACUUACAAGUGCCUUAUUUACAGCUGCAAAAACAAAAAAAAGGGGGAAAGAUGUAAUACAAGCCCAGCUACUAGAGGGCAACAAAGGUUGUUCAGUUCAAUACUGCCCCACUCUGGUUUAAACCUAUGGUUCAGAUUGUUUGAAUUGGUGUCCUGUGAGAUAGUUAGCAGUAGUCAGUACCUUACUUGCAGAAGACAGACGUUUUAUCAAAGAAAAAACUGAAGAUUUAUCUUAUUUGGGGAAGGUUAGCUUCACUAAACAAAGUAAUUUUCAGUCACAGUCAAACUUAGAAAUGUCAUGCCGAUGUGAGCCAGUGCUUUGUGAGCUAAUGGCAAUCUUCUUUUCCACUUGAAUAGUAUGAGAAUGCUUGGAGGAGGUUGGACUUAAACUUCAACCAUUCCUUUGUUACUUCUAAAGGAUAGAUUGGACUUCCUCAUUAUUUUUUUUUCUGAGGAAAUAAGAGAAUUUACAAGAAGUUCAUUUUCCUGGAUGUAGAGGGACAUCUAAUCCUUGAGAGAUUGAUGCAUUUGAAAAACAAAAAACUAUAAAUAUUUAGUUAGGCUGAAUUAAAUAUUUGACUAAAUGAGCAAUGAAUCAUUCUGGCGUCUAGUUAAAGGUGUGUCCCUUCCAAGUCAAUAUAUAAUUGUUCCCAUGUGAAUAGCCUAUUGUGGAGAUUGUUCCUGUCCUCUAGAUAAAAUUGGCCUAUGUUUCUAUUUAUAUAAUUGUGAUACAAAAAAAAAAUCAUACAAAAGCGAAUGAAUGGCUUUUGUGGCUUAUUUCUAAAAAUAAAGCAGUCUGGUUUUUUGCCUAUUUGUUGCAGAUUCUCAUCUCUCAGUUUCUCUUUUCAAUCUGUUUUUUUCAUUAUCUCAAUGACUUAAUGACAUUUACACAUAGCUGAUCAUGAGACACAGACUACUGAUGCAAGUCAGUAAGAAAAUGAGACCUAGUUUUAUCUGCCUUCAUGAGCUGUGUUUCGCAGUAAGUAAAGCAGUAAUAGUUGAGGGCCGCUCAUAAAAAUAUAUCAUUAUUUAUUUAGUCGUUUAUGUCUUGAAGAAAGAACAGUCUUGUUUGCACUUACUUUUAUGUCCUCAAUAAGGAACAGAAAGUUUUAGGAGGUCUUUUUCAGGAAGUGUGAUUGCUUAAUAAUGUGGGAAGGAUUGAGACCUGUUACCAAAGGUUUUUUAGCUUGUCAAUGGUCUCUAGAAAAAUCAUUUUCAUAUCCAUGGGUCCUAUUGCUCGCCCUGACUGAAAGAUGAGAUUUAUGAUGUGAAAACAGUUAGCAACCACCAAGUCAAACAAAAAUGCUGUGGAUGAAGAACGUUUUUUAUUCCACAAUGCGCUGAACAGCAGAUCUAGCAAGUUUUCACUCGUGAGUUCUGUGUGUUCAUUUCCAGCAACUACAAUGUUUUCCUUUAGAUACAUGAUAUUAUGAUAAAUCUUUAUUUAUGCUUUCUGUGUUUUUCUUUUUUUUAUUUCACUCAGUAAAAUGGGCACAAGAAGUAAACGCCUGCUUUAUGUAUAUUCAGUGGUCGCAGUUCUUCUAUAAUCAGCAGUUCUCGAACAGUUCGGUUGUGUGUGCUUUCUCACAUGUCUACGAUGUUUAAAUCGGUGUUAUUCACAAUUUAGACGGCGAAGUGCCAACAUGUCAUAAAUCUGACUUAUUUUGAAUGUCGUUGGAAAUACCUGCGACCUUUGAACGUAUCAGAUACUACAGUGGGGACUUUAAGCCCUGCGUAAUGUCUUACAGGCUUAAAUUGGGCUACUGUGAACCACUGGCUGAUCCUCAGCGAAAGUUUUAACAGAUUUAAUGUUUAUGUGUAAUGUAGAACUGAAACCAUAAUCAUUGUUUGAGAGACUGCAUUGUUUUAUUUGCAUCCACCUGGAGGGAGAGCUCCCGCGAGACUAAACUCAGAUUUCAAGCACUGUUAGAUCUGGAAGGUAUGUGUCCUUUGACCUCAACACAUCUUUUGACCUUUUUCUCCCCGCCCCUCAUUACCCGGGCUAAAAUAUUAUUAAAGGCGAUCACUGAUGAUUAAUAUUUAUGUUUGUAUUUAGUUAUGGUUUUGAUAACCUUAUUUAGUGUUUAAGGCAGAAUAAUACUUUUGCAUACUUUAGUUUUAGUUCCAUGUUAUCCGUGGUGUGUUUUUUACAUAAAUUAUUUUUGAACACACUGAAAAUACUAACUCAUAUUGGAAGUAAAGUGUGAUUUUAUGCAUAAGGAUUUCACAAAAGUUGUUAAAAAUCGCUCUGAAGAUGGAAAUUGCUCAGAUUUGUGUGCAUUUGGGUUAGUGACAUCACAAGAGGCAAAAGAAUCAAAAAUGAUCAGCUGCCGAUUAGAAAUUAUAAUGGCAGACGAUGAUUAAUUAAGGUUCAGUCUUAUGUGCUUAACCCAAAGAUUGACUCUUAAAUAUAAGACUCUAAAUCAAGUCUGGCUGUUACAAUGACCUUACAUGCCAUCAAGUGCUGCAGAAGCCUGUUCAUAACCCACUUAUUCAGGUCAGGGGUGUGGCAGAAGAGAAACACCUAAAACAUGGAGGGCAGUGGUCCCUGAGGCCCAGAAUUGAGAACCAUUGCCUUAAACUGAUACAUAAUUUCCAAGCACUGUAGCUCUCCAUACACUCUGAACUUAUAUUACUUUGGUAAGUUUUCUCUCUUCUUCCCUCUGUUGUUGACAGGUAUGAUAGCGACAAUAUUGGCUGUUUGGGAGGUCCAUUCAUGGUGGGGCUUAGUGGUUCGUAGUCAUCAGCCAAUGGAUUAAUGACUUAAAAUGAUUACUGAAACUCCGAUACUUAAAUGUGUCCGUUUCAGCCUGCCUCUUCACAAAGCAUUUUCUUGUUAAUUGUUGCUUUAUGUGGAAUAAAUGAACUUAUUCCAUAUGGGUGUUCGAAUAUGGUAAACACGUUUGAAGGAUGACUUUGAAUAAAAUCGAAUCAAAUCGAAUUCACAAAUAACUUAUCUAUUCCAAAGGGAAAUUAAAUAUUGUAACUCAUUAAUUCAAAUCCUUCAAAAAGUUAUUCUAGAUAGUGAUGGGAAAGGUCUCUUGUAGCAGUCUGUAUUACAGUGAAUUUGAAGAAGCCUCUGACUGAAGGCACUCUGUUUUCCCAAGUCAGUCUCAUGAAGAAGAUGGUCAGAGUUGUCCAUAGUUUUCUUGAUUUUAUGAAGAAUACUUCUUUGCGUCAUUAUCUCCAGAGGUUCGAAACCUGCAAACAUAAGACGAAAUAGGUAAAAUGGAAAUCCAUAUGCUCAAAAGAACUCUGAUCAGCUGUCUUAUGUGAUGUCAGAUGUGAGUGGAAAUGUAGAUUUUUAUCUUGAUUGAAUAACUACUUACUGCAAAACAACAAACCAAAUAGAAAAACUGUGUAUGACAUUGUAUUUAGUAGGUGACCAAAUAUUAAAAAAAAAAAGAAACAGAUUGAUUUAGAGAGAAAUCCUACUGGUGGCUUUAAACCUAGUUAGUUACAGUAAUGAACCAAUUUGUAUGAAAAAAAUCUGUUUAGAAAAACUAAACACCAUUUAAUGUUUAUCGUGUUUUCUCAUGUAGAAAGCUUUGUUCAUGUGCAGAAGCGUUCAGUGUCUCCUGCAGCUCGGACACUAGCUGAAAGCCCAUCAUGCCUCUGUUUCGGGCUUUGGAUGAACAGGCAGAGGCAAAGGCUCGGCCCAGGCGGAGGGGCCUGAGGAACACCAAGGCCACUGGAAGCUGCUGGAGGAUGCGUGAUGAUGACCGGGUCCUUUCUCUGACACGCCUCUGCCUGUUGAGCCUCGCUGACAAUAUGAAGGACCUGUGGGUGAAAGACUAUGCUGACAACUAUCUUGAUCAUUAUUCAUUCAGAUACAUCAUGGGGCCUUUCAACCUACUACCUGGUGAACUGGUGGAGGAGUUGACGUGGCUGCUGUCCAAUAGAAAGCAGCUGUCUCGGGCAGCGCUCCACCUCCUGCUGGUCCCCCACCUCCAGGGUCUGUCCCUAGAGAGGUGUCCUGGCUUGGUGACCCCGGCAUUGUGUGCUCACAUUGCUGCCCGCUGCCAGGGUCUGCGGAGUCUGGACCUGUCUGGAGCACAGCAGCUACCUCCAAAGGCCCUCUGUGAAACCAUGUCCAGUCUACCUGCUGUGCGGUCGCUGUCCUUGGCCGGCAUGCCUUGUGACAGGAGUGUGAUCCAAACGGUUGCACGCCACUGCCGUUUGCUGCAGCACCUCGACGUGUCCCGCUGUCACCUCCUCUCCCCUGCUGCUCUGCUUCCUCUCGGCGGUGUGGUUUUGAGGCCAUCCUCGUCCUCCUUUUCUUCAACCUCAUCUCCUCUCCCGCUCAGCAGCCUGUUGGCUCUGGAUAUUGGGUUUGGGGAACAGAAAGAAGACUCUACCGUGGCAGCAGCCUAUCUCCUUCUCUCUCUGCCUUGCUUGAAAAGAGUGGCCUUGGAGGGCCUUGGACCAGCCUGCUUUCUCAUCGAGCAGAGGGAGUUCAGCCAGGCAGAUGAAUUUGCUGACAGGGAAGGUGUUUCCAGCCUGCACCUCGUGUGGAGGGAAAGGCUGCUCGGGCAGAGCUCGGAAAGUUGGAUGACGAUGAGAGGGGAAGAAUCUACUGAUAAUGGAGAGGUGGAGAGCCCAUUAUUGGAGGAGGACGGCUGUGACACUGAAGAAGAUUUAAUCAAAGAUGAGUGGCCUUUUUGCUUACAAAUCCAAACAGAGGAUAGGAUGCAGAAUUUGUCCCAGUCAGGCCUGAUCCUGCAGCUCAAAGACGUUAAAGGUGUAACCUCUGAAUCUCUGAGGAGUUUAGGAAAUUUGUGUCCAGGUUUAAACUCUUUAUCCAUGAACAUAGGCAAACGGGGGCCACUAUUAACUGCUGAUCUCCAGACGUGGUCAGGCCAGCUGCUCAAUCUUUCAUUUAUUUACUCUGGCCCAGUGGUAGAUCUUCUUCCUGCCUUGCAAGUCGCAGGUUGCUCACUGAUCUCUCUGACGUUGGAGGGGGUGAAAACCAGCACUGACACCCCACUACUGGAGCUCAUCAGAGUCUGUCCCAGACUCAGAGACCUCCUUAUCUCUGCUGAGCCUCCUGCUACACCACAGUACGAAACUAAUGACAAUCAGCAGGAUGAUCAAGAUCUCCCAAAGCUGCCAAAUCUCCGCUCUCUCAAGCUCAGUUUCUCCUAUGAGCACAACCAAAUGAAGCCCUUGAUGUACUGGAUGUCCCUAAAAGAAGUGAUCAGGUGUCUCCUGAUUGGCUCUCCUUUACUCGAGAAUCUCUCUUUGAUCUCCUUGCCGUGCCCUUUAAACUGCGUCAUACAGGACACCCUGCGUAGUGUGAAUCUGGAUGUGAAUCCCAAUGCAGAUUCCUCUGGCUUACCGCCACCGCCACUUGGAAGGAUCGAGCAUAUUGAUCUGCUGCGAACAGAUGUGCAGAUGAGCACUGUGAAGAGCGUGAUGCAACUGAGCAAGAGGCUCAAGUACGUGGAUGUAAGUUACUGCUGGCGGAUCAGUCAGCGUGAGUGGCUAAACUGCAAGAAGUUCAGACAAGUCGAAGUUGUCUGGGUGUAAUAAAAAGAGGGGAGGAUUUUAACACUAAGGCGUCUUAUAGGGAAUCAAAAUACACUUUUACAUGUUAAAUUGUAUAUUUAUCAUAGUCUCUUUGGAUAAUUUAUGUUUGUUUUUUGUAACAGACUGAUCUUUUUAAUUCACUAUUAUGGAAAGUUGUAUUUUAAUAACCAAUUUAUAUUAACUUUACCCUCUGAAUAUACUUGUGAUGCGACUGAAAACAAACAUGUAAAGUGUUUGAGAAAUCAUGUGGAAAUCACCAUAUUUUUUUCUUUUUAUGAAACUGACAAUAAAUUCACAUUGGAUUGAAAGCAACAAUAA
This is a messenger RNA of Xiphophorus hellerii (green swordtail), 5923 nucleotides long. RefSeq lists its product as uncharacterized. Lineage: Eukaryota; Metazoa; Chordata; Actinopteri; Cyprinodontiformes; Poeciliidae. Bases 3686 to 5605 code for a protein of 639 amino acids. Gene Ontology annotation, cellular component: SCF ubiquitin ligase complex. The record is from RefSeq and is a predicted model, not a curated record. The transcript is spliced from 5 exons. Gene Ontology annotation, biological process: SCF-dependent proteasomal ubiquitin-dependent protein catabolic process.